Aphanomyces astaci is the source of this 2303-nucleotide messenger RNA. RefSeq lists its product as hypothetical. Lineage: Eukaryota; Oomycota; Saprolegniomycetes; Saprolegniales; Verrucalvaceae. Gene Ontology annotation, molecular function: serine-type endopeptidase activity. The record is from RefSeq and is a predicted model, not a curated record. Gene Ontology annotation, biological process: proteolysis. The transcript is spliced from 3 exons. Bases 51 to 2051 code for a protein of 666 amino acids.
GUUGCACGAUAAGUUGACGAAGGUUGUGAUACUUCUUGACUGCUGAGGCGAUGGGUUCCCCUUCCUCACCACCACCAGCGGACGUGCCGCUUCCUGUGCUGUUUGGCAAUGCCGAGUACUCGAUGCCUCAGGUCUCACCGAGCGGCAGCCAAAUCGCAUACCUCUCGGCGGAUGCGACCACCGGCGUGAUGAACCUGUUUGUGCACGAUGUGGGUACUCCGUCGUCGGCGGUGCAAGUGACGUUUGAAGCCAUGCGGCCCAUUCGGUUCUAUCGAUGGGCCGAAACCGGCGCCCACCUCCUCUACGUGCAGGACCUGAACGGAAACGAGACCUUCCAUCUGUACGUGGUCGACCUGGCCACAAUGACCACCGUGAACCGCACGCCGUUUCCCAACGUGAAGGUGCUUACGACGUUCCAGCUGACGUCGUUCUUCAACCAGAUUAACCGCCUCACGAGCUCCCGCCGUCCGCAGGAAGUCGUGAUUGGUCUGAACCAGCGCAACCCGGCCGUGUUUGAUGUGUUCAGGCUGCAUAUCGUCACAGGCGAGCUCACGUUGCUGGCGUUAAACCCAGGGAACAUCGAUGCGUGGGUGGUGGACGCAGACCUCCAAGUACGGGCACGCACUCAACACGACGACUCGGAAGUGUGGACCAAGUCGUUAUGGGUGUGCAACGGCGACAAAUGGCGCGUCUUGGCGUCAUGGGGCCUGGACGACCAAGUGGAGCCGCUGCAGCUGACGGCGGACGGCUCAGGGCUGUACAUCACGUCGACGCUGGCCCACACCACUAACGCCGCCGACUCCUCCCCCCAAGCAGCCAACCCCAAGCGUCUUGGCCGGUUGCUGCUCUUGUCCACCGACGAGUCGGUGCCUGCGGUCACCAUCGCGUCACAUGCCGAAGGCGACGUCGCGCACGUAGAAUUCCACCCUGUGACAGGACUCCCCGACUUCGCCACCGUCGAGAGCUUUGGCCACGCCAAGAUUGUCCUGCAGCCCGCCAUGCAGUCGGAUCUGGCGGUUCUCGCGGCGGUCGCCCCGGGCACCAUCUCGAUCGUCAGUCGCUCUGCCGACGACAACAAAUGGACAGCCAGCAUCGCGUCGGACCACCACUCGUUGCGGUAUUACCUGUAUGACCGAACGGCCCAAGUAGUGACGUUGCUUGGGUUGGAACGGCCGUUGCUCGAACAGUAUGCGUUUGCACCCAUGCAACCUGUGCGUGUACCGUGCUCGGAUGGCGAAUCCAUGGUGGUGUACCUGACUUUACCUCUUGGCAAGGCAGUAGCGGCCAAGUUGCCGAUGGUUCUGAACGUCCACGGGGGACCGUGGGCACAGGAUCUAUGGGGAUUCAACCCUGUCCAUCAAUGGUUUGCCAAUCGUGGGUAUGCCGUGAUGAGUGUCAACUACCGUGGGUCGAAAGGGUAUGGUAUGCGAUGGCUCAACUUGGGCAACCAGGAAUGGGGCCGUCAGAUGCAGCAGGACCUCACCGACACUGUGCACUGGGCCAUCGGCUCUGGCUACGUGGAUGCAUCUCGCGUCGGCAUCUACGGGCGGUCGUACGGUGGCUACGCGGUGCUAGCUGGCUUGGCCUUCACGCCAGACGUGUUUGCAUGUGGAGUGGACAUCGUGGGGCCGUCCAACAUCAAGACGCUGCUGGAUGCGACGCCGCCAAACUGGGCGCACAUGAAGAAGGCGUUCGCGGUUCGCAUCGGAGACGUGUCGGACGCCACGUUCAACCGCCGGAUCUCGCCUCUGUUUCACGUGGCAGCGAUGAAGGCUCCGGUGCUGAUCGGGCAGGGAGCCAACGACCCCCGCGUGGUGAAGUCGGAGAGUGACCAAGUGGCCCGGGAGCUGUUCCAAGCCAAGCACGAUGUCACGUACAUCGUGUACCCUGACGAAGGCCACGGGUUCCACCGCCCACCUAACAACAUUGACUUUUGCCACCGCACCGAGCGAUUCCUGGCCACCCAUUUGGGCGGACGAGUUGGGCCCGUGGGCGACGGGGUAGCCACCAAGAACCACACGGCCAUCGUUGUGGAUCUCGCGGCGUUGUAGCUAGCUCCACAUUGUUGUGUUGAAUUUGUUUAAACUACCGAGCCAUCGAUCUCGUACAAUCGAUGGCACUUGUGAUGGGGGGUGGGUGUCGAUCUCGUACAAUCGAUGGCACUUGUGAUGGUGUUCUGUGGUCGUCAUCACCUCUAUCAGUUCCGGCAUAUAUGUACUAACGUUGUGGAUGUACUGGACACGACAGUACUGUGCUGUACUGUACAGCUAAAUCUCUAAAACUAAUAUUGUUGAUUGGAUGUG